AUAGCAAAAAUUACAAAGCAAAAAAGAAAAUAUGCAUAUUCAUACAUUUAUAAUAUUUUUUUGUAUAUAAUAAAAUUUUAUUUGCAUAUAUUUUAACAGUUUUAUUAACCGUUCACAUUUACAAUACAUCCAACAAAUAUGCAACUAUGUGCCAUAGCAAUCACUGAACACACCACAUAACAGAACAGCUGUUCGCAAUCUUCUACCUUGAAUAUUUGCAAAUAUAUUCUAACCUAAUAGACGUAAAAAGUUUAUUAAGUAGCUCAGUGGGUAUUUAUAAAUGGAAACAAAUCACCGAUAAACAUUAUAUAUAUUAUACGUAAAAGAUAUUAAUAAAUUUAGUAAGCGAAACGUUACGGGAAUUGUGAUGCAAGGAGUAGGCACAGCGACGACGGAUUUUCAAAAGCCGCAACCACAUCAUCUGCAGCAGCAACAGCAACAAACACAAACACGACGGAAGCAGCAAGUGCCCAUGAAUAAUGUAAAUGAUUGGAGGCCAUUCGUUUACGGUGGACUAGCGUCAAUAACAGCGGAAUUUGGUACUUUUCCGAUUGACACCACGAAAACGCGCCUCCAAAUUCAAGGUCAAAAAAUUGAUCAAACAUUCUCGCAGCUUAGAUAUCGUGGCAUGACCGAUGCCUUCAUAAAAAUAUCACAAGAGGAGGGCCUACGUGCUCUCUACUCGGGCAUCUGGCCAGCCGUGCUGCGUCAAGCUACCUAUGGCACUAUCAAAUUUGGCACCUAUUACACGCUCAAAAAAUACGCGCACAAUUACGGUUUACUUGUGGAUCAUGAAACCGGCGCUGAACGUGUCUGGGCGAAUAUUUUGUGUGCUGCCACGGCAGGUGCCGUCUCCUCGGCCAUAGCCAAUCCAACGGAUGUGUUGAAAGUGCGCAUGCAAGUGCAUGGCAAAGCGGCGCAUCAACAUGGUUUAUUCGGUUCAUUCCUGGAAAUCUAUCGCUAUGAAGGUGUACGCGGGCUGUGGCGUGGCGUUGGACCAACAGCGCAGCGUGCCGUCGUUAUUGCCUCGGUGGAGUUGCCUGUAUAUGAUUUUUGUAAAAUGCAAUUGAUGACUGCAUUUGGCGAUCAUGUUGCGAAUCAUUUUAUCUCCAGCUUUAUAGCCAGUUUGGGUAGCGCAAUCGCCUCCACGCCAAUCGAUGUGAUACGGACGCGUCUCAUGAAUCAGAAGCAUUUAACGGUUGUUAAUGGCGUGGCGGUGGCGAAUACGCAAAAGCUUUACAAAGGCAGUUUCGACUGCGCGGUGCAGACUGUCCGCAACGAAGGCAUAUUAGCGCUCUACAAAGGCUUUAUACCCACCUGGGUGCGCAUGGGCCCUUGGAAUAUCAUAUUUUUCAUAACCUACGAACAAUUAAAGAAACUCUAAAAACAUUUCAUCAACAUCUUUGUACAGUACAAGCCGCAUUUACAAGGACUUUUCAAAAUAAAAUAUUUUAUUAUGCAUAAGUAGUGUAACGCCUUUCAAGCCAAAAAGUAAAUGGUAGCCUGUAAGCUUAUAGUAUAUGAUAUAUAUAAUAUAUUUAUAACGAAGUGUAAAUUUAGAAAUAUUAGCGAAAUGUUAAUGCAGUUCUUUAGUAAUAACAAAGUAACCUUUUUAAGCGUAAAACAACAACAACACAUAAUCGUAAUUUGUACAUUGUUAUAGCCACUGCUAUAAUAUCUACUAACCAGCGCUUGCUAACAUCAUGUUAGCAUGCUGAAUUUAUUGCUGUGCAAGAAGUUGGUAAAUUUGAUUAAAAAACACUUGCAAAAUUGCGCAAAAUAUUGUUAACUACAAGUAUUUGUUAAACUAGUAAUAAGUUAUUGGUUAUAUUAAACUGUUUACUUUUUAGCGUAUUGUAGUAGCAUUGUUUCUUUUAAUUACAAAUAAGUAGCACAAAUGUAUUACGAAAAGUCGUACCACUAAUAUUUUGCAUAAAUAUACACAUACAGACAUAUGUCGGGACAUAUGUAGAUGUGUGUGUGUGUUAAGUUAAAAUAUAUGUACUAAAUAUUUUUUACGAAAAUCGAUUAUUUAUAUUCAAAAUGUAUUAAUUCAUUGCUUGCAUUUUACUGCUACUACUACAAAAACAACCAUAUAUGCUCUAUCUCUGUAUUUUCUAAUUCUAAUUAUAAAUUAUGAAAAAAAUAUUUUAUUUUCAUAUUUUAUAUUUCUGCAUUUUUUUAUAUUAAUACUACAGCGCGACUAUAUAUUGAUAAAGUACGCUUUUAUUAGCAUUUCACAUUUAUUUUAAAGCUUUAUAUACAUACAGAUAUCAAAAAUGUUUACGCCUAUAUUUUUACAUAAAUAUAUUAACUAUUUUUGUUAGCAAAAAUCGAUGUUUGUUAUAUAUACUCAUUGUAGCCACAAGCUAUUUGAAUAUAUCUUUAAUUUUAUUGUUACUUUUUAAGCACUCAAAAAUGUUGUUACGUGAUUUUACUAUUGUGAAAUAGCUAAAAAAUAAACGAGUAGUUGUUUAAAAAGCAACAGCGAAACUAGGAAAUUGUUAAACCAA
Messenger RNA from Bactrocera oleae (olive fruit fly), 2513 nucleotides. It is a transcript of the gene Bmcp, whose product is annotated as uncoupling protein Bmcp mitochondrial. The record is from RefSeq and is a predicted model, not a curated record. Gene Ontology annotation, molecular function: transmembrane transporter activity. Lineage: Eukaryota; Metazoa; Arthropoda; Insecta; Diptera; Tephritidae. Gene Ontology annotation, biological process: transmembrane transport.